UGCAGGGGACCUCUUCUGGGGGUAGCUGCUGCUAGAAUCUGGAAAAGAGGGGCCCGAGGAAGAAGUGACUGCAGCCCUUAUGUCGGCGGUGUCCUUACCUCCGGAGGCAAAGGUUCCAGCAAAGCAGCCAGGAACCGUGCUGGAAACCAGAGCCGACCUGCCAUUAUCUUGCACCAAGUUUAAAAGUCAAUACUGAAGAGCAUUUCGAAUGGAAGCCUGUAUCAUAUUGAUAUUCAAACCAAGCAAGACACAAAAAACAGAAUUAAUGUUUGCUGAGAUCUGGAACUUCUGGAAGGUUCCUCUAAUGAGGUCAGAGAUACAACUCUGAUGUUUUCUGACUGAUGAUGUUAUAACACUGUACAGAACUUUAACAUUGUGUUUACAAUUGAAUGUAGACAAGUUGUUCCCAUAACCAUGGAGAUCCAAAAGGAUGAAGCUGCUCAUACCAAGGGAACAGCAGCCUUUUGGUACCACAAGUCUCAAAGGGAAGAGAAAGAAGCCAAAAGCAAAUCAGUUGAGAUUAUUGAAGGGGCCAUGACAGAAGUAUCACAGUCACCUUCAUCUGGCCCAGGUAGGCUAAAGAAAACUGCCAUGAAAUUCUUUGGUGGAAAGAAGGGUAUCUGUACCCUUCCUAAUUUCUUUGGAGGGGGGCGAAGCAAAGGUUCCCGGAAAAGCAACUCUAAGAAGGGCCUAAAUCAAAUUAAGACUCAUGAUGCCUUGAGUGAAGUAACCCAAGGCUCUGAAGACACUGUCAGUGAGGAAACCAAAUUAGCCUUACCUUUUCUCCAACCACCCAGCAAGCUUCCUAGCUCCCAGAAUACUCAUGGGUCUUUGGAGGCAGGCUCCAAAUGCAAGACAUCUAUGACUCAAGCUAUAGGAAAAGCUAAUGCUGAGAAUGUUCCCUCUAUAUGUAAGCCCAAAAAAGGCUUGAAAAGUUUCUUUAGUAGUAUCCGCCGUCAUCGGAAGAGCAAAGUUUCUGGGGCUGGACAAACUGAUCCAGGUUCCAAAGGGUCAGAAGGAGUUAGAGUUAGUUCUUAUGAGCAUGUGAGUUCAGCCCUUCUGCUGCAUGCUAAGGAGACCUUCAAAGUUCUCAAAAUGGAAAAUGACAAACUCCAACAGUUUUCUGUGCCAGAAGUUUCUUCAGAGCCAAACCAUUCUCUAGCAACUUCUGAGAAGACAGCCUGUAAAUAUACAGAAGAACCCGUGGAGGCCUGUGUCUUAGCACUUCUGCAACCUAACCCUGCUCUUAAAUCUAGUGGUCUAGAGAAACCAAUAGAUGUAGCAACAGUGGAGGAGGUGAUGGCAGGAGAGGUAAAUUCAUCCAAUAGUCCUGUAGGAGACCAGCUGAGCCUCAUAUUUUGUGAUGUCACAUCUCUGAAAAGCUUUGACUCACUGACAGGUUGUGGUGACAUCAUAGCAGAGCAGGAUAUGGACAGUAUGACGGAUAGCAUGGCCUCUGGAGGCCAGAGGGCCAAUCGUGAUGGCACCAAACGAAGUUCCUGCCUGGUGACUUACCAAGGAGGUGGAGAGGAGAUGGCCUUACCAGAUGAUGAUGAUGAUGAUGAUGACGAUGACGAUGACGACGAUGAUGAUGAAGAAGAAGAAGAGGAAGUAGAAUUAGAGGUAGAGGAAGAAGUCAAGGAAGAAGAUGAUGACUUGGAAUACUUGUGGGCAACUGCCCAGACGUCCAAUUUUAACCUGCACUAUCAUUCUACUACAUUUCCAAGGCAUCAUGGUUACAUGCUUCAUAACCCAGUUCAGUCUUAUCCUGGCGAAGUUCCUGAGGAUAUAUUGACUCCUCAGAGUGACCAGCAAGACUCUGCUCCCAAUAGUGAUGAGGGUUAUUAUGACUCUACCACACCUGGAUUUGAAGAUGAUUCUGGUGAAGUGUUAGGACUUGUACACAGGGAUUGCCUGCCCCGAGAUAGCUAUAGUGGAGAUGCCCUUUACGAGUUCUACGAGCCAGAUGAUAGUCUUGAGCAUUCUCCAUCUGGGGAUGACUGUCUUUAUGACCUCCACGGUCAAAGUUCUGAAAUAUUUUACAACAUCUUGAAUCUUGAGCCCUCUUCACAUCGGCCACCAGGUGCAAUGGAGACAGAAGAAGAGAGGCUUAUGAUGAUCCAGAAACAGUUGGUAUAUUGGGAACUUCAGCGGAAACAGCUUGAAGCCCAAGAGGCAUUGGAAGCACAUGCUGGAGAGGUUCCUGCCAAGGAGAUCUAUACUCAAGAAACUCAUGCCAAGGACGUUCAUUCCCAAAAAGUGCAUACUCUUGAAGCUUAUGUCAGAGAGUCCCAAGCCCAAGAGGUCAGAAACAGCUGUGCUAGGAAUGGACAUAUUCAUGAAGCUCAAGCUCAAGAGGUUCAUAUCCAGCAGGCAAAGCCUGAGUAUCAUAUGAGGCCCUUGGGUUCAUCAAUGAUGGGUGUGAUGGUAGCAGGAUCAAGAACCACUCAGACUACCCAUAUAGGAACCACUUCUGCUUUUCCUACAACUGGCAGUAGUGAGUCUGACUGGAGGGAUUUUCGUCCUCUGGAGAAGCGUUUUGAGGGAAACUGCUCCAAAAAAGAUCAAAGUACCUGCCUCAUGCAGCUUUUUCAAAGUGAUGCUAUGUUUGAGCCAGAUAUGCAGGAAGCCAAUUUUGGAGGGUCUCCCAGAAGAGCUUACCCCACUUAUUCACCUCCUGAGGAAGCAGAUGAAGAAGAAGUUGAUAAAGAAGGAAAUGUUACUGUGAGUUUUUCACAGGCCCUUGUGGAGUUUACUAGCAAUGGAAAUGUAUUCUCUAGUAUGUCUUGCAGCUCUGAUUCUGACUCAUCCUUCACUCAAAACCUUCCUGAGCUGCCUCCCAUGGUGACCUUUGACAUUGCUGAUGUGGAAAGGGAUGGGGAAGGUAAGUGUGAAGAGAAUCCUGAGUUCCAAAAUGAUGAAGACCUUGCAGCCUCUUUGGAAGCUUUUGAGCUAGGUUACUAUCAGAAACAUACAUUCACCAAUUACAGCAGCCGUUUCUACCAAGGUCUGCCCUGGGGUGUGAGCAGUCUUCCUAGAUACUUGGGAUUAUCUGGUAUUCAUACUCGACCUACACCUGUUCCCAUGGCCCUCAAUAGGAGGAGCCGCUCCCUUGACACUGCAGAGACCCUGGAGCUGGAGGUCUCUAAUUCCUAUAUGGCCCAGAGUUAUGUAGGGUCUGAUGUACUGCAAUCUCAGCAUGAAGAUUUAGAUGAAGAAGAGGAGGAGGAAUGUGAUCGAGAUAGCCCUCUGUCACUCUAUACUGAACCCCCAGGAGCCUAUGAUUGGCCUACCUGGACUCCCUGUCCUCUACCAGUAGGAAAAGGAUCUGCCUGGAUAAGUCCAAACCAGUUGGAUAGGUCUUCCCACCAGUUUCCACAUGGGCAGACAGCCUGCUCUGUAUCUCCUAUGGCCACAUCAAUGUUGCUAUCAGUACCAGGACCAGAGCUACAGGCAUCUGACAAAUGUGAGCCUCAGCUAGCUCAUCAUUCACAUGUACCCCUAUCUUUGGGCAUUUGUUAUAAACAUCAGCCACAAGCCUUCCAGAGUACAAGGGGAAGACAUCUAAAUGUACUUCUGCCUGUUGAUGGAUCCCGUUGCUUCUCUCAUUAUGGAGAGAAUACUCAAAACCUACCCCAUUUCAAGCCUGUCAGUAUUACCGAUGGAAUCCCUCAGUUAUCCAGGAUACAUCCUAAGUCCCCCCAAUCUCAGCCCAUUCAACAAAGGGUUUCUAACUCUGAUCUGUCCAAAGAGAGGGCUGAACAUGUUGCUCCUUUCCCCACCACAUAUUACUCUACUACCAUAAAUGGACAGAAAUCUAGCUGAGUAGUCUAUUCUGGGUUCUAAUUGGGGACCAGAAGCUGGGAAGAGGGCAGGAGAUUGCUGUUUAAAUCGAAAAUUCAUUUGGCUGAGGAAAGUUUAUAUGAGUAUUUAACUUUAUUUUCCCAUGUUUCUUCUCUGCCAUCUAUUUCCAAAAUCACUUCAAGUACAUCUGCCCUGGAACGCUGCUACUGCUGCUGCUGAGCUCUGAUUUUGCUUUUUGGGGUUUCUUGUGAUCCAUGUAGGGUUUGAUAUACUAUAAUUUUGUGCCUAUUCCCAGUUGCCAAGUUAGCGAUUAUACAAUAAGCAUGCACCCUUGACAUAGGUUGAAUCCUUAGACCCCUUGCCAACAACCUUCACACCUCCUUGGAUCAAUGUACAUCUAGGUCUGCACCGCCUCCUUUAGGGGAGCAGGGGCCCUAUUUGAUGUUAUUAAUGUGAAACUUUGGUACAGGUACUCCCAAUCUUAUUCUCUUAAUCCAUUAGUUUUGACAUAAAUGUUACAAUUACACUAGGUGACUGUAAUCAAUUUAUUCCAGUUGUUUUUAGAUAGGAUCAAGUAGCAUGUGCCUCACUCCCUAAUUGCUGUGGACUUUAGUAUCAUAACAUAUAGGGGAUUUUUGACCAUCUCCUGAGACUUGAAUUGAAGACAAAAUGCUUUUAAUGGAGCAAAUGAAUUCAUCCAGUUACAAGCAGAAAACAAAAUGAGAUACCAUUGUAGAUACUGCCAUAUUUUGGGGACUCUGAAAUGAUAGUAAUUUUCCCUUGCACUCACAUCUGAGAUGCAGAUACUUUUGAAUUAUUUUAUUUCUUAAAUGAAAGUUUUAUAAUCUCAUCACAAGGAACACAUAUUUAUUGUUGUUAUUGUUUUUUUUUUGUUCUGAAUACAUCUGUGGUGGUCCAUGUCUACUCCUGAAUCUGCUCAGAGGUCAUUCCUGGCAGGGUCGGGGGGGUCCAAAUGGGAUGCUGAGGAUUGAACUUGAGUGGCUCUAUUCAAGGCAAGCACUGUUUAUGAUGCUCUGGUUGGGAACACAUUAUUUUCAUUGAGGAAUGGCCUAGCGCCAAUUAUUAUUGAAGAUUGUAUAGGUUUCAUAGGAAGGAUGGGAAAAGUGCUUGUCAUUUUGUCCAAGUCAGCAGGAGAGAGUGUUUUACAUGUAGAGCUUGAAGCAGCCAAACUUCUUAGAAGUAAAAGUUAUUUCACUGAAAAAUUUUUUUUAAAUUUAACCCACCCUUUUAUUUUGGUGCUAUAAUAAAGUUGCAGGAUAACUCUUCCAACAUACAGGAUUCCAAAUAUCUUAGUCUGCUUAUC
Messenger RNA from Suncus etruscus (white-toothed pygmy shrew), 5128 nucleotides. It is a transcript of the gene AMER1, whose product is annotated as APC membrane recruitment protein 1. The transcript is spliced from 3 exons. NCBI's taxonomy places the organism in Eukaryota, Metazoa, Chordata, Mammalia, Eulipotyphla, Soricidae. Gene Ontology annotation, cellular component: plasma membrane. Bases 415 to 3825 code for a protein of 1136 amino acids. Gene Ontology annotation, biological process: regulation of canonical Wnt signaling pathway. Gene Ontology annotation, molecular function: beta-catenin binding; phosphatidylinositol-4,5-bisphosphate binding. The record is from RefSeq and is a predicted model, not a curated record.